UUUCUAGUUUACUUAUCUUGUUUUGAUUUUGAAAGAAUAAAAACCUACCAAUCACUCUCUAACCUCUCUCAUCUUUGCUCUUCGCCGUCACCGCAACCACCGUUCCCUCAAAUCAAAAUACCAUGUCGGACGAAGAGCACCAUUUCGAAUCCAAGGCCGACGCCGGAGCCUCCAAAACCUACCCUCAACAAGCCGGUACCAUCCGUAAAAACGGUUACAUCGUCAUCAAAAACCGUCCUUGCAAGGUUGUUGAAGUUUCUACUUCAAAGACUGGCAAGCACGGUCAUGCUAAGUGUCACUUUGUUGGAAUUGAUAUCUUCACUGCUAAGAAGCUUGAAGAUAUUGUGCCUUCUUCCCACAAUUGUGAUGUUCCCCAUGUGAAUCGUACUGACUACCAGCUCAUUGAUAUUUCUGAGGAUGGAUUUGUGAGUCUGCUUACUGAAAAUGGGAACACUAAGGAUGACCUCAAGCUUCCUACCGAUGACAGUCUACUCACUCAGAUUAAGGAUGGAUUUGCUGAGGGAAAAGACCUUGUUGUGUCUGUUAUGUCUGCUAUGGGCGAGGAACAGAUUUGUGCCCUUAAGGAUAUUGGUCCUAAGAACUAGCCUCUCUUGCCUGCCAGUUUGUUGUUUCCAUUUAAGCAAAGAUUAUUUUUCCAAGUUUUUAUAUUGUUUUGUUCUAGACCUGGCUUAUGGAUUUUUGUUGUUUUAUCCGUUUUUUCUCUGUUGUCCUGUGACUUUAUUAUAAACGAGGAUUUCCCUGUGGGAAGUAGUUUUUUAUUUUUUUCUUCGGUAUUUAUAGUCUGCACGCUGAAAAUUUGUGUAUUUUAAUAUCAAACUGCACCAUUUAUUAUCAGAGGAUUUGUUAUUUUAUAC
Cicer arietinum (chickpea) is the source of this 875-nucleotide messenger RNA. Its product is annotated as eukaryotic translation initiation factor 5A-2. Gene Ontology annotation, molecular function: translation elongation factor activity; ribosome binding; RNA binding. Gene Ontology annotation, biological process: positive regulation of translational elongation; positive regulation of translational termination. NCBI's taxonomy places the organism in Eukaryota, Viridiplantae, Streptophyta, Magnoliopsida, Fabales, Fabaceae. The record is from RefSeq and is a predicted model, not a curated record.